Purpureocillium takamizusanense is the source of this 2118-nucleotide messenger RNA. RefSeq names its product G protein subunit beta (gene STE4). The record is from RefSeq and is a predicted model, not a curated record. The transcript has 5 exons. Gene Ontology annotation, molecular function: signaling receptor complex adaptor activity; protein binding. Gene Ontology annotation, cellular component: cytoplasm; heterotrimeric G-protein complex. Gene Ontology annotation, biological process: G protein-coupled receptor signaling pathway. NCBI's taxonomy places the organism in Eukaryota, Fungi, Ascomycota, Sordariomycetes, Hypocreales, Ophiocordycipitaceae. The coding region runs from base 261 to 1340 and encodes 359 amino acids.
CACCACCGCACCACCGCAACCACUCAUUUCUCCUCCUCCCCUUCUCCCGCCCUCUCUCCGUCUCUCCCCCCCCCAACCCGCCCGUCAAUUCCAUCGCCCGAACGACGAGCAUCGCUCACCCUCGCGGCUCUGCUUCCUCCUCCCUCCGCCGCCGACCACUUCGACUUGCCCUCGGAGCCUCCCUGUCUCGUCUCGAGUCGCCCCGUGUCGUCGCGCCCGUUUAGCAGCCGUCCGCCCCCUGGUGCAACACAACGGCCACGAUGAAUUCCCAGGGCGCCAACGAUGUCUCCCCCGAGGCCAUGCAGGCGCGGAUCCAGCAGGCGCGUCGCGAGGCCGAGACGCUCAAGGAUCGCAUCAAGCGCAAGAAGGAUGAGCUGUCCGACACCACCCUCCGCGCUGUCGCUCAACAGGCGCAUGAGCCGAUUCCUAAGAACCAGCUCAUGAAGGCCAAGCGAACACUCAAGGGCCACCUCGCCAAAAUAUAUGCCAUGCACUGGUCCACCGAUCGAAGACACCUCGUCUCCGCCUCCCAGGACGGCAAGCUCAUCAUUUGGGAUGCCUACACCACCAACAAGGUCCAUGCGAUUCCCCUGCGAUCCUCGUGGGUCAUGACCUGCGCCUACGCGCCGAGCGGUAAUUUUGUCGCCUGUGGCGGUUUGGACAACAUCUGCUCUAUUUACAACCUGAACCAGCAGCGCGACGGUCCCACGCGGGUAGCUCGAGAGCUUUCCGGCCACGCCGGCUAUCUCUCGUGCUGUCGUUUCAUCAACGACCGGGCGAUCCUGACGUCCUCGGGCGACAUGACGUGCAUGAAGUGGGACAUUGAGACCGGCCAAAAGGUGACCGAGUUCGCCGACCAUUUGGGUGAUGUGAUGAGCAUCAGCCUGAACCCAACGAAUCAAAACACAUUUAUCUCGGGAGCUUGCGACGCCUUCGCCAAGCUCUGGGACAUCCGUGCUGGAAAGGCUGUUCAGACCUUUGCCGGACAUGAGUCUGACAUCAACGCCAUCCAGUUCUUCCCGGAUGGCCAUUCGUUCGUCACGGGAUCCGACGACGCCACCUGCCGGCUAUUCGACAUCCGGGCUGACCGCGAGCUGAAUGUCUACGGCUCCGAGUCCAUUCUCUGCGGCAUCACGUCUGUCGCCACCUCCGUGUCUGGCCGACUUCUCUUCGCUGGUUACGAUGACUUCGAGUGCAAGGUGUGGGACGUUACGAGGGGAGAAAAGGUCGGAUCGCUCGUCGGCCACGAGAAUCGUGUCAGCUGCUUGGGCGUUAGCAACGACGGCAUCAGCUUGUGCACAGGCUCGUGGGAUUCUCUGCUUAAAAUCUGGGCGUACUGAGCGAACCUCGUCAGCGAUAUCCAAUGGAGGCAUGUCUGGAUAUAUCGACUCCAGCGGCACCGCGGACCCCAUGACAGACCCGAAUCUGCAAACGAAUCGACGACUAAUUCAGUCGUCAACUCCGAUGGCGCCACGCACAACAAGCAAGUGCCGGCGUACGCAGGACGAAGUGACGACACGUACCUCCUCACAUAUAUUACCCCCGUGGUGCUUUUUUUUUUCUUGUUAAAAACUCCGACGACGAAGCUUCGAGCGACACAAAGUCCAGACGCGAGACCAGUUGCGAGCAGCGGUGGGCCUGAGGGGGGAACUGACUGACACGAUACCUUUUUCCUUGCUUUUGUCUUUUUUUUGUUUUCUUUUUUUUCUCCGCCUUUCCACGAGCCGAAGGACUCUGCACCAUAGUUCCCCCUUCACCAAGACACCGCUGGUCGUUGGCAAAGGGCGGUUGUAUUACUUGACGGUUCUCUCAUGUCCAAGGAUGGCCUGUUUGUGUGCAUCAGUGGCCCUUCAGCGAGUAAGGGUCGGCGUAUCACGCAAGGCACGGCCACACGGAACAAGGGGACUUUAUAUACGCCAUGCAGGAUCACGAGCAGGAAUAUUGAAACUGGCAUGGACACGUGGAUGUUGUGGCGGGGGGUAGCGGAAUGAGUCAAGCGUGGUCUGAGAAGAAGAGGAGUAUUGGAGUCUAUACCAUGAACAGCCGGACCUUGACAUAAUACACUACGAUGACCCGAACAUGGCGGGGGUCGAAUUCAACCAUGGGCGUAGGACAGCU